Molecule: messenger RNA, 5082 nt
Organism: Eucalyptus grandis
Lineage: Eukaryota; Viridiplantae; Streptophyta; Magnoliopsida; Myrtales; Myrtaceae
Product: putative phospholipid-transporting ATPase 9
Exons: 11
Coding region: 1174-4656 (1160 amino acids)
Biological process (GO): phospholipid translocation
Cellular component (GO): plasma membrane
Molecular function (GO): ATP hydrolysis activity; ATPase-coupled intramembrane lipid carrier activity; ATP binding
Source: RefSeq, a predicted model, not a curated record
UUUCUUGAUUCCCCAUUUGCCCGUCUCCCUACCUCAUUCUUCUACUUCUAGAAAAACGCCGCCUUUCUUUCUUUCUUUCUUUCUUUCUUCCGUCGCUCUUGAUCCGACAGGCGUACUCGAUUGCCGCGGAUAUCGGGACGAUCUCGCCAUCUCGAGAAAACGAAUUUUCCGUCCUGUCCGGUUCGAGAAAGACGAACGCGAAAAUUCUACGGCGUGGGAAGCAAGGAUGGUCGUUUUACUUAUCGCACUGAAUCCGCCAAAGCCUUAUUUUUCCAAUUUUCGUUCUUUUCUCCAUUUCUUGGCAUUCUUCUUUUUUGGGUCGGACUUUUCCUCAGUGUGAUUGUAGGAGGGGCAGUUAAGGCCGUUCGGACUUUUUCCUCAGUAUGAACGUACCAGGGACAGUUACGGCCGAAUACACGUAAUGAGAGAGAGAGGGACAGGGAGAGAGACGACAGGAAAGCACAAGAAAUGAAAAUGAAACGCUGCGAUGAUGAGAUGUCAAGACUCAAGAAAGCAGGCGAGAGAGAAGAGAGAGCCCAUUCAAAGCCCCUGGCUUGCGCCGUCUUGGAGAGAAAAUAUCGUUGGCACCACGUUCUUGGUCGCCGAUCGCUGCGUCGAAGGUGGGUUCUGCUUCGACUCGGUCUUCUGUAGCAUAAACUAUAAAGUUCGCAUUUUUUUGGUUUAGAUCGGCGGUUCUUUCUGGGGGCGGAGAUUACAUUCCGAGCUUCUGCGUAGCUGGGUGAUGUUGUUGUCCGUACGAACGGACAUCGUCGCCUGUGAGGAAGAGCUGGGCCCGAUUAUUUUAUUCAGCUUCACUCCUCUCUUUCUUCUCCUCUCCAAGAUUAUUCUUUUCUUGAGGCUUUUCUUGGAGAAAUCUCGCUUUUUUGGGGUCCUUCCUCUCUCUCCCCCCUCCCUUUGCAUUGUCGCUCGCGACGUUCGCUCGGCUCAUCUGUUGGCGCCCCUUCCCUUUUCUGGGGUGCUACCGGCGCGUUGGGUUCGGGCGUGUUCCUUCGUUCUCUGUUGUGGGGGAUCUAUCUGAUGCCUUUCUGAGCUGUGUUUAUGUGGGAUCAUCAGCUAAGGAAAGAGCAUUGCUCGGUUUUAGCAAUUGGGUCUCUCUGGCUUUGUGGUUUCUUUACAGUGCUCCGUGGCGCCGGUCCGAAAAAGAAUUGAUUGAUGGCCGGUGGAACAAGAAGGAAGCUUCUUCUGAGCAAACUCUACUCCUUCGCAUGUUGGAAAGGUCCUUCGCAACAAGAUGAUCCCCGAAUUGGAGGACCAGGGUUUUCGAGGGUGGUUUACUGCAACGAACCGGAGUCUUUCGAGGCUAGCAUUAGAAAAUACGGGACCAAUUAUGUUAGCACUACAAAGUACUCGCUCGCAACUUUCUUCCCUAAGUCACUGUUUGAGCAGUUCAGAAGAGUGGCCAAUUUUUUCUUCCUCGUCGUCGGGAUCCUGGCCUUCACUCCCCUGGCGCCUUAUACAGCUGUUAGUGCCAUUAUCCCUCUUAUCAUUGUUGUAGGGGCAAGCAUGACCAAGGAAGCCAUUGAAGACUGGCGGCGGAGACUGCAGGAUAUUGAGGCAAAUAAUAGAAAGGUGAAAGUGCAUAAGUAUAAUGGAGUAUUUCAUGACACUGAAUGGAAGAACCUGAGAGUGGGAGAUAUAGUGAAGGUACAGAAGGAUGAAUUCUUUCCUGCAGACCUUCUUUUGCUUUCGUCUACUUAUGAAGAUGCUAUUUGUUAUGUUGAGACCAUGAACCUUGAUGGGGAGACGAAUUUGAAACUCAAACAAGGUUUGGAGGUAACAUCUGGCUAUAAUACGGACCAAAUGUUCCGGGAUUUCAAGGCAACUGUCAAAUGUGAAGACCCAAAUGCUCAUCUGUAUUCUUUUGUUGGAAGCAUGGAGUUUGAAGCAAAGCAGUAUCCCCUUUCUCUGCGGCAACUUCUCCUUCGAGGCUCGAAAUUGCAAAACACGAAUUUUGUAUAUGGGGCUGUCAUAUUCACUGGUCAUGAUACCAAAGUCAUGCAAAAUGCAACAGACCCCCCAUCAAAGAGGAGUAAAAUUGAGAGGAAGAUGGAUAGGAUCAUCUAUCUCCUCUUUUCAAUAGUAUUUUCUAUGUCUCUUGUUGGAUCUAUUUGCUUUGGCAUUUGGACUAAAGAUGACCUAGAAAAUGGGAGGAUGAAAAGGUGGUAUCUUAGGCCGGACCGCUCCACCAUCUUUUUUGACCCUAAAAGAGCUCCUGCAGCUGCCAUCUAUCACUUCUUGUCGAGUUUGAUGUUAUUUAACUAUUUCAUCCCAAUCUCCUUAUACGUGUCUUUAGAAAUUGUCAAAAUUCUUCAAAGCAUGUUCAUUAAUCGAGACAUUGACAUGUACUAUGAAGAAGCCAACAAACCGGCUCGUGCUCGCACCUCAAACUUGAAUGAGGAACUUGGCCAAGUUGAUACAAUACUUUCAGACAAGACAGGAACUCUGACCUGCAAUGAAAUGGAAUUCAUCAAAUGUUCGAUUGCUGGGACAGCUUAUGGCCGCAAUGUCACAGAGGUAGAGAGGGCUAUGCAUAGGAGGAAUGGCUUACCUUUAGCUCAUGACAAGCUGAAUGGCUGUGACGACAUGGAGCGUUCACCUGGUACAGAGCCACAUAUUAAAGGCUUCAACUUUUAUGACGAGAGGAUUAUGAAUGGAAAAUGGGUAGAAGUGCCUCAUGCAGAUGUCAUACAAAACUUCUUUCGUUUGCUGGCACUUUGUCAUACUGUCAUACCUACACAAAGUAUGGGACAAGUCUCAUAUGAAGCUGAAUCACCAGAUGAAGCUGCUUUUGUUGUUGCGGCAAGAGAACUUGGGUUUGAGUUCUACAAGAGGACACAGACGAGUAUCUCACUUCGCGAGCUGGAUCCAGAAUCUGGAAGGAAAGUUGAAAGGGUAUAUCAGGUUCUAAAUGUCUUAGAAUUCAACAGCUUAAGGAAGCGGAUGUCUGUUGUUGUAAGAGACGAGAAAGGAAAAAUAUUACUGCUCUGUAAAGGCGCUGACAGUGUCAUGUUUGGAAGGCUUUCCGAGGACAGCAAUGAUUAUAAAGAGAGUACGUGGAAACACGUGGAUGAAUAUGCUCAUGCAGGCUUGAGGACAUUGAUACUUGCUUAUCGUGAACUCAAUGAGGAAGAAUACCACAAGUUCAAUGAGAAAUUCAAUGAGGCAAAGAACUCAGUUAGUGCCAAUCGCGAUGCUUUGAUUGCUAAAGCGAUGGAGAUGAUUGAAAACAAAUUGACUCUUCUUGGUGCCACUGCUGUUGAGGACAAACUGCAGAAUGGGGUGCCAGAUUGCAUUUUCAAGCUUGCCCAAGCUGGAAUUAAGAUCUGGGUUUUGACUGGAGACAAGAUGGAGACUGCUAUCAACAUUGGGAUUGCUUGCAGUCUGCUCAGGCGAGGAAUGAAUCAGAUAAUAAUCAGUUUAGAAAUGCCAGAAAUUGAGGCUCUAGAAGAGUCACAUGAUAGGGAUGCUAUAAUGAAGGCAUCAAAGGAGAGUGUUUACGAUCAGAUCAGAAGAGGGAUGGCUUCAUUGGCUACAUCAAGUGGCCCCCCCGAAGAAUUUGCUUUAAUCAUUGAUGGAAAAUCACUUGUUUAUGCUCUGGAAGAUGACAUGAAGAACACGUUUCUAAAUCUUGCACUCGGCUGUGCAUCUGUUAUUUGCUGUCGCUCAUCACCAAAACAGAAGGCAUUGGUCACAAGGCUGGUCAAGUCUGGAGCUGGGAAAGUAACAUUGGCUAUAGGUGACGGUGCCAAUGAUGUGGGAAUGCUUCAAGAAGCAGAUAUUGGAGUUGGAAUUAGUGGUGCUGAAGGAAUGCAGGCAGUCAUGGCCAGUGAUAUUGCAAUUGCACAGUUUCGAUUUCUCGAACGCCUGCUACUCGUUCAUGGGCAUUGGUGUUACAGAAGGAUUUCGAUGAUGAUAUGCUACUUUUUCUUCAAGAACAUCGCUUUUGGUUUCUCCCUCUUCUUAUAUGAGGCACAUGCGGCCUUUUCAGCACAACCCGCAUACAACGACUGGUUUUUGUCAUUCUAUAAUGUCUUCUUCUCAUCGCUUCCUGUGGUUGCUCUGGGAGUUUUCGAUCAGGAUGUAUCAGCAAGGUUGUGUCUAGAGUUCCCCCGGCUAUACCAAGAAGGGGUUCAAAAUCGCCUCUUCCGCUGGGUCCGGAUACUCCGCUGGAUGUUUAAUGGGUUCUCCACCGCAGCUAUAAUUUUCUUCUUGUGCACAAGGGCACUGGAGCACCAAGCAUUCAACAGCAACGGACACGUUGCUGGGAGGGACAUCUUCAGUGCAACAAUGUACACCUGCAUUGUAUGGUCGGUGAAUCUGCAGAUGGCAUUAACUGUAAGGUACUUAACCUUAAUACAUCAUAUAGUCAUCUGGGGCUCAAUCAUAUUUUGGUACCUCUUCUGUUUGGUGUAUGGAGCCAUGUCUCCCACUCUGUCUACCACUGCCUACAAGCUCCUUAUCGAAGCCCUCGCACCAUCGCCAGCCUUUUGGGUCGAGACGCUUUUCGUGACAGUCUGCUCCCUUAUCCCAUAUUUCACUUCAUUAGUGAUUCAGAUGGAGUUUUUCCCCAUGUACAAUCAAAGGGUCCAGUGGGUCGGGUACAAAGCAAGAUCAAUUGAUGAUAGGUUGAGGUGAAUGUGAUUAUGACCAACAGAUGGCUUCUGGGUUAAUUCAUCCUGUAAAUCUUGCGGUCCAGGAAAUACUAAUUCCUGCAGACCCGUUUAAUUUUGUAGAAUCGUCAGGGUAUAGAUUUUACGAGCAUGGAAAUCCACUCACUGGCUCGUGCCGAGCUCUGGAUAUGGUAGACAGAGUAUAUAGGUUUUGGAGAUUUACCUGCUGUCAUCAAGCUUCAGAUGCGCUUGAUUCUCUGUGGAGGAAAAAAAUAGAGGAGAAAAAGCUGUACCAUAUGUUAGCUUUGCUGUAGAUUCUGUAGAUUCUCAAAUUAUGGGAGACCUAUGAUAUACACAAUCUUCUUCUCUUUGUAAUGAAUUAGAGUAGGCAUAUGUAUUGUCAUUUCAGGUUGGGCAGCUUCUUUUGUUAUCAUAAAUUUAUUUUGUCGAA